AUGUCAGUCGGAGUGAAGUCACAAACUAAUAAAGUCUCUGUUAAUACUAACCCCAAGUCUGUGGCCCAGACAUCACAAGUGGCCACUUCACAGAUUAAUAGUGGUGUGGGUUGUAAUGCAAAUCCAAUUGUGAUUAAUGCCAACAAUUGUAAUAUAUUUGUUACAAAUGAAUCAAUUGGUGUGAGUGGACACGGACUCAAUGCCCGACUUAUCGAUAUCUAUACCCAUAUGCUAUACACUUGUAUGCAAUGCUCACAAAACAAUUGUGAUCUAAUCACUGAAGACGAGUGGAUUCAUGUCAUAGAGAAACACAUGACAGCCAAAGGGUACUCGAGUUCUGAACACAACUGGAAGUUAUUGUAUCGCACCUUCACUGAGCACUACAUCAAAGCACUGGAUAAGAGUGUAACUGUCAGUGAACUGCAGAAUCGAUUCCCAUUCACCGAUUUCUUCAACCUAUUGCUGGUAAAUCCAAUCAAUGGUCUCUACGAUCAAGUGAUGAAAUCUAGGGAUCAGUUUGUGUCCAAACUAUUGGCGAACAAAGAUUGUGGCAAACAAUAUGAGAUAAUGGAGCGAACGAUUCAACAGCAAAGAUAUGAGGAAUGGCUGCGUAAUCGGCGGAAUGGCUUUCAGACGAGAUUGGAGUCUAAUAUCGUUGACAUUAAACGACUGAAUCUAAUGGUUAAAGUGAUCAGUGAAUUGAAACUCGCUUCAAAAAACCAAGAAUCGUCUAAUCUCUUCGUGAAGAUAUCAAAUAAAUUGCUUGAAAACGGCAUUAAUUGGGAACCGCAUGAAUGUCGGCGAACACUAUGUCAUUGGAUUGAGUUUUAUGAGAGGAAUUACGACAACUAUAAGCUGUCAGUGAAAGAGGGCAACAGAAUCGUUGAAUACAUCUAUCAAUACCUAAAUUCCAUAGACAAGUAUACAUCGGAUUUGAAAUUACUUUUCGCCAAAGGAUAUACCAGUUCUGGCAACAAAUGGAUGAUAUUAUAUCAGGUCUUCAUUGAACACUAUUUAAAAGCACUGAAUAAAAGUGUGUCUCUCAAUGAACUGCAAAAUGAGUUCCCUUUCGCCCAUAUCUUCAACCAAUUGAUAUUCAAUCCAAUCAAUAGUCACUACAAUCUGUUGAUGCAAUCGCGACAACAAUUUAUGUCCAAAAUAUUGAAGAACAAAGAGUUUGGUCCACACUAUGAGACAAUGGAGCGAACCAUUGAACAGCAAACUCACCAAAAUUGGUUGCGUUGUCGACGGAACGGCUUUCAGAAGCGAUUGGAGACUAAUAUCAUUGACAUAAAACGAUUGAAUCUAAUGGUUCAAGUGAUCAGUGAAUUGAAACGUAUACCAAAACACGAGGAAUCGUCUCAUCUUUUUGAGAAGAUAUCAAAUAAAUUGCAUAAAAAUGGCAUUAAUUGUGUAGCGUAUGAAUGUCAGCGAUCUCUCUGUCAUUGGAUUGAGUUUUAUGAGAGGAAUUACGAAAAUUAUAAGCUGUCAGUGAAAGAGGGCAACAAAAUCGUUGAAUACAUCUAUCAAUCAUUGAAUUCCAUUGCUAUGUAUUCAUCGGAUUUGAAACUACUUUUCAGUAAAAAUAAACCCAUUUUGCAUUCAUUGCGUAAGAUUGAGAAAUGUUUCAAUGAUAAGUAG
This is a messenger RNA of Oppiella nova, 1641 nucleotides long. NCBI's taxonomy places the organism in Eukaryota, Metazoa, Arthropoda, Arachnida, Sarcoptiformes, Oppiidae. The record is from the annotation of a GenBank genome assembly.